CUUGAGCACGAGACGUGGAGACAGAACAAGGGCAACAAGAAAAAGUACAGAUGGCUGCUACUAAGGAAUACGUGCUGGGAAAAAUUUUCAAGUAUCUCUGUGCGGAGGGCUUACAGAGCUCUGCAGAUACUUUGCUGAAGAAUGCCGCUGAUAGUGGUAUUACAAUCGACACCAAAGAGACAGGUGCAGAGCGUGUGGGAUUGGACAGAUUCUUCGACAACAAAGCCUUGAUUUCUGAAGAUGAGAAGCUAGCAAGUGCUGCAGAAAAGAAGGCAUCUGAAGAUAGCUCGGACUCAAGUGACGAUGACUCUUCUUCGUCUUCCUCUUCCUCUUCCUCUUCCUCUUCCUCUGAAAGUGAUGACAGUUCCGACAGUGAUUCUUCUGACUCAUCUGAUUCUUCUGACUCUUCCAGCAGUGACAGUGAUGGUGAUUCCGAUUCCGAUUCUGAUUCCGAUUCUGAUUCCGAUUCUGAUUCUGAUUCUGAUUCUGACUCGUCAUCGACCUCAAGCCCUGAAUUUAACGUUGAAGCAAAGGAGGAAAAAUCAGACAAAGAAGAGAAGACAACAGAACUUGCCAAAUCAAGCGACACUUCCUCAGAUUCUUCCUCAAGCUCUUCGGACAGUGACUCAAGUUCUUCAAGCAGCAACUCUAACUCUUCUGACUCCGACUCUGAUUCUGAUUCUGAAUCAAGCUCAAGCUCAGACUCCAGCUCAGAUUCCAGUUCCAAUUCCGACAGUGAUUCUGAUUCCGACUCUAGCUCCGACUCCGACUCUAGCUCUGACUCCGACUCUAGCUCCGACUCCGACUCUAGCUCCGACUCCGACUCUGACUCCGACUCUGACUCCGAUUCCGAUUCCGAUUCCGACUCCAAGAAUGUUAAGAAGAGAAAGCUAGAACAAGAAACUGAAGAAAAGACCAACAAAAAGGUGAAAGCAAGCGACACAGAAUCCGAAACGCUAAGCGAAGAAGUAUCCCCUGAUCCCGAGCAUAUUCCGGCAGCGGAGGAAGAACUGAGACCAGGGCAGAAGAAACACUUUUCCAGAGUUGACAGAUCAAAAGUCUCAUUCGAAGCGAAUGAGCUCACGGACAAUACAUAUCAAGGUGCUGCAGGAACAUGGGGUGAGAUUGCAAACCAGAAGCUGGGCGCAGUGAGAGGAAAGGACUUCACCAAAGGUAAAAACAAAAUGAAAAGAGGUUCCUACAGAGGUGGCUCCAUCACCAUGGCUGUUGGUAGUUACAAGUUCAAGGAUUGAUCGUCGGACGACAUGCGAGUCACCGGCAAACAUCAACACCUAAUCACACUUCUAUAGAUACUCAUGUAUAUCAUAUAACACACCAAACUCAUCUAAUACUAAUAAUCAAAACUGAAA
Molecule: messenger RNA, 1370 nt
Organism: Pichia membranifaciens NRRL Y-2026
Lineage: Eukaryota; Fungi; Ascomycota; Pichiomycetes; Pichiales; Pichiaceae
Exons: 1
Coding region: 51-1253 (400 amino acids)
Source: RefSeq, a predicted model, not a curated record